GUCAAUUCUACGUAACCAACUCUCUAAUGCUCCGUCGUAUCCUUCUUCCUUCCCGCCCAUACACUCUUCGCAAACACAUUAGAUUCUCAACAAUGACUGGAAACGCACAAAUUUUUGGACUUGAAGCUGGGGUUAAGCGGAAUCCACAUCCAGACUUCAAAUCCGUCGAAUCCUCCCGUCCCCCAUUCGACAAAGGCACGAGCUUCACCUACACGAAGACCAUAAAACCAGACUGGGUCCCGGGCUCAGGCGCUAACAAUGACGACUGGAAGAACCACAAAACUAUCGAGAUCGAUCCCUACGGCGAGGGGAGAAGGCCGGUCGAUAACUACAAACUUUUGAUUUCGGGCAUAAUUCCCAGACCUAUUGGCUUCGUAUCAACAAUCUCCCCCGACGGCCUGAGCACAAACCUCAGCCCCUUCAGUUACACCGCCCUGGUGAACCACGACCCCCCAAUUUUCUGCAUUGGCUUCAGCGGCGGAGUGGAUAAUCCAAAAGACACCUGCAGGAACAUCCUCGAGACGAAGGAGUGCACCAUCAACGUCAUCAGCGAGUUCUUCCUGGAGGCGGCAAACUACACGAGUAUUGAUGCACCGCGUGGGGUCAGUGAGUGGGCGCUCAGCGGGUUGACCCCGGCAAAGAGUACAAAGGUGCGGCCGGAUAGGGUCGCCGAGAGCGUGUUUAGUACCGAGGCGGUGUAUCGGGCUCAUCAUGAGUGGGUUAGUCCAGGGAGUGGGAAGGGUUCUGGGGUUUUGGUCAUUCUUGAAGGUGUCAACUUUCAUGUCCGUGAAGAUGCCCUCAACGCGGAAGGCAACAUCAUUGACCCUGCGGUACUCAAGCCCGUGAGUCGCUUGGGCGGGAUUUCAUACGCCAGGACUGUGAGCGGGUUCGAAUUGCCCAGACCUGAGUUUAAGAAAGAGGUCGAGAAGGAGGAGGUUAAGGGGCUGGUUAAGUCGAAGGCCGAGGGGCAGUAGAUGGGCAUGAUACAAUGCGAAUGUUGUAACAUGCCAGUUUAGCUUAGAAGGUAUAAAUGA
Molecule: messenger RNA, 1034 nt
Organism: Tuber melanosporum (Perigord truffle)
Lineage: Eukaryota; Fungi; Ascomycota; Pezizomycetes; Pezizales; Tuberaceae
Exons: 4
Coding region: 93-974 (293 amino acids)
Molecular function (GO): FMN binding
Source: RefSeq, a predicted model, not a curated record